This is a messenger RNA of Vespa mandarinia (Asian giant hornet), 1182 nucleotides long. RefSeq names its product lymphotoxin beta receptor inhibitor. The record is from RefSeq and is a predicted model, not a curated record. Lineage: Eukaryota; Metazoa; Arthropoda; Insecta; Hymenoptera; Vespidae. Gene Ontology annotation, molecular function: calcium ion binding.
AAAUACUAGCGUUAUCAUGAAAUACGUCCACGUCAGAUCUGUAUGGUUGUUUUUAUAACUUAACCUGAACGGUAGUUAAUUCUGUUGAGAAAGAAAAUAACAUAUACUCGAUCAAAAUCUCUUGUUUCUCUUUUGAUAUAUAAUUAAGUGAUUAUUUACAAAGCAAAGUGUUUCAAAAUGUAUUGGACUCUAUGGUUAUUUAUUAUUGGAUUUUUUGGAGUAGAUAAUACAUUUGGACAAGGUCAAAGGGUUGCACCAGGUGUACCUCCUCAACAUUAUCAAGUUCAGCAGCCUACUCAACAAAUGCACCAAGUACCACAACAAAUACAACAGGGUUCACAACAACAACAAGUUCCAAUACAACAUGUGCCAGUUCAUCAAGCACCUGUACAACAACAGAUACCUGUUCAAGCUCCUAUACAGCAACAACAAAUACACAAUCACAAUCAUCAACCUCAACAAAUACUUAAUGCUGCCAAUAUAGCUCAAGAAAAGGCUCAUAUCGCAGAACAUAUGGAAGUUCCAAUCGAUACAAAUAAAAUGACAGAACAAGAAUUGCAAUUUCAUUAUUUUAAAAUGCACGAUUCAGAUAACAACAACAAAUUGGAUGGAUGUGAAUUAAUAAAAUCUCUUAUUCAUUGGCAUGAACAAAGUAAACAGGAUCCAGGAACACAAAAUGCCGGAGAUAAAUUAUUCCAGGACGAUGAAUUGGUUAACUUAAUUGAUCCAAUUCUUGCCGUAGAUGAUAUGAAUAAGGAUGGAUACAUAGAUUAUCCAGAAUUCAUACAAGCUCAGCAAAAUGCUGCUGCUACUGGUCGACAGUAAUUAAAAUAACUUCAUAUUAUGGAAUUACAAAGAAAACAAGUCACACAUUAAAAUUAUUAUUUUAUAUAAAAAUAAUAAAUUUUACAUCAUUGUUUCACCAGUUUUAUUUGUUCAGACUUAAUUGAAUGCUUUUGCAUUUCAUAUAAACAUACUUUCAUAGUCUAUAUUUUGUUGUUUAUACGAUAUGUUUUUUUCUAUAGCUUGUUGUAUACUUGAGAUUACAUAUAUAUCUUAAAUUCUACAAAUGAAAAAAGAUAAAAAAUAUUGGGUAUACAAUAAGUUGUACACACAAAUCUAUUUUGAUAUAUUAAUAAUAAUUAAAAAUAUUGUAUUGUGUAUAUGGAGUGUGAAAAAAAA